AAAUUAUGCCUUUGUAUAUUUGCAGAACUUCAUGAAGUUGCAGAGCUUGUUUCAGAUGAGGUUUACGGCGAUUCAUUCGAUGAUGCUACGCCAAAAACGGAAAAUUCACUACCGAAUCCGACGAACCCCUAUGCAGCUAGUAAGGCGGCGUGUGAGAUGAUUAUACGCUCAUACUGGCAUUCCUACAAGCUACCAUAUGUAAUGGUCCGCAUGAAUAACGUGUAUGGACCCCGACAAGCGUGUACAAAAUUGAUUCCGAAAUUCACAAAGCUGGCAUUGGAGGGAAAGCCGUAUCCGCUGAUGGGGGACGGCUUACACACAAGGAGCUGGAUGUACGUGGAAGACUGUUCGGAGGCAAUCAGAAGGGUGGCCGAAGAUGGCCAACUUGGAGAGGUCUACAAUAUCGGAACGGAUUUCGAGAUAACCAAUAUCGAGCUGACAAGAAAGAUACACGAUAUUGUCAACAAGCUACAAAAGCGAAAAGCGUCGCCCCCUUCCUUCAUGCCCAUACCGGAUCGGCCGUACCACGAUCGUCGAUACUACAUCGACUUCUCAAAAAUCAAAAAGGCAAUGGGCUGGCAGUGCACGACACCGUUCGAAGAUGGCUUGAUGAAAACAAUCGACUAUUACGUGAAACAUCAAAAGCACGAAAAAGUCACAUCGCGUCUUCACGGU
Molecule: messenger RNA, 675 nt
Organism: Ostertagia ostertagi
Lineage: Eukaryota; Metazoa; Nematoda; Chromadorea; Rhabditida; Trichostrongylidae
Source: the annotation of a GenBank genome assembly